Molecule: messenger RNA, 2710 nt
Organism: Caenorhabditis auriculariae
Lineage: Eukaryota; Metazoa; Nematoda; Chromadorea; Rhabditida; Rhabditidae
Source: the annotation of a GenBank genome assembly
AUGCCGAGCACCUACGUAAUCGUGGAAAUAAAAGAGAAAGACGAAGUCGCUAAUGUCGUCAGUUUACUAGUAAGUUUCUUUCAUUAAACUUGUGAAAAGAAUUAAAUUAUUCUAGAAAAUGAUUCGAAAAAUUUUUGUUGUGUCCAAACCAGAGCUUUAUUUUUUUACUAAUCAUUAUUAAAUUUAUCUUUAAAAGUUUAAAUCAAAGCUAUUUCAGAUCAACACCAACUGCCGGUUCACAGUAACCGAUGACCUCGACGAUUAUGCCAAAAGUCGAAAACCAAAUCUCAUGAAAAUGCAAAAAGACGAGAAAGUCGUCAGAAAAAAUCCAAUUUAUCAAAAACUGAAUCUUCUAAAUAAUCAAAUGCUCAAUGGUACGGUCCCGGCGGAGAAUACGGUCAGAACUAUUGUCAGACACGCGAUUCCGUCUCUCAAUACAACACCGACGCCUCUUUUUCCAGUUCGAAGUUGUAAGUUUGAAACACUUUUCUCUUUUUUUUUUCUGUAAUCGUAUUAUUCAUCAAGUUCUUCAAUUUCAUUUUAGACAUUCAUUCUUUCAAACUUGAUUUUUUUUUUAUUACGCUCUCCAAUUUUUUUAAAAUUGCUUUUUCUUUUUCAUUUUCUAUGAAAACCUAGGAAAAGCUUAAAAAUGCGAAUGAUUUUCGUGAAAACUACUUUGAGCAUUAUGAGAAUUAUUCCGAGCAAUUUUUAAAGAUUUGGAAUUUCUGAAGUUUUAUAGACAAAAGAGGACUUCCGAAAAGAAGCCUGCCGCAAACGACGGAGGUGAUAAAAGUGAUGCGAAGUGCUGAGAAAAGCCCUGAAGUAGCCACUACAUCUGAACUUACAAUUGCCGAGCCGUCAAUAGAGGUCGAAGAGGAGAACGACGUCAAGGUGUCUAUCAGUCUCUGCCAAAACUGUUGCUAGAACGUAGAAGCACAGAAAAAUUUUCUGUAGGUCUCCUCGCAAAAAGCUGUUUUAGUAGUAUUUCAAGGCAUUUGAGAUUUUCCCAUCUUCAGAGCAAGAAACGUGAUAAGCUGGCAUGAUUCGUCCUAUAUUCAUUGAUUGAUUGCAGCCAGACUUGCUGACGCUGUUGGGAGGGGACCAAGGCGUCGAGAACAACUCGACGCUGGAGGCGAUUCUGAAGACGGCCCAAGGGCCACAGCCGGAGCAGGAGACGCCUUCGUGCAAGGUGGAGAGCAGCGACGAGAUGGAGCCCGAGUCUGAACUCGGCGCUCUCGACCCGGCCAACCUCCUCAAGUUCUACAACAACAGCGAGGCGAUGCGGAAUCAUCUGACCCGUCGUGGCGUCGCGGCCGGCCUCCGCGAAGAGGUCAAACGCAAGCGUCCCAACCAGUCAUUCCAGUGCAAGGUGAUCGAAAACAACGCUAUCUGAUGACACAAGAGCUCCAGAAGAUAGAGUCAGAAGGGGUGCAAUGUUUUGGAAAAUAAGGAAAAUGUGGGAAAAAAAAUUAUGAAAAGAAUUUGCGAAGAAAGUAUAAUGAAACUUCAAUCUAAAUUUGCUCUUGAUUUUUUUUUUCCUUUCAAAAUUUUUUCUAUAGUCUUGGGUGAGCCAUGAAAAAGAUUAAAUAAAAAGAAGAAGUCUAGAGAGUCUUGAUUAAUUCUAGAAAUUAUGAUUUUUUUCAAAAUAUUUUUCUUGUUCUUUUUUUAUGAUUAGUAUUGGAAUGAAACAUUUUUUUGAAGAAAAAUAGCCAGAAUUAAACGUUGCAUUUAAAAAAAUCACUCAGAAACUCAUGAUGGAUCGAAUUGAAAGUAUUAUUAUCAUUUUUUUUCUGAAAAUCAACCUAAGGCGAAAAUUAUUUUUAGUUCUUUCCAUACAGCCAUCAUUCAGCAUCUUAUACUCAUAUUUCAAACUCAAUUUUUUCAGAUGUGUAGAGCUCACAUAAAAGUCCGUGGUUACGACUAUCACAAGCGAAGCACCCACGCUAUCAUCCAUUCGGAAAUUUUGAGGUUUAUAAUCACUUUUAUAAAGAAAAAUGAAUUUCACCUAACAUAUUCAGGUACAAAUGUCCCUACGAAGGGUGUACGUUCAAAAAUAGGCACCGAUCCGACAUUUGCCGGCAUUUGAGGCUCGCCCACGGUCUCGACCCCAACUAUCUUCGGAUUCCUGAGUGCAUGUGAGUUUCCAAAUAUAAAAUGUCAUUAUUCAAAUAGAAUCGGAUUAAUCGAAAUGUUCGAAGCCAGUUUUUUUUUUCUAAAUGCUCUAAUUUAAUAUCACGUUGAUAUAAUUUCUUUUUUUAAAACAGCAAAGAUCGCAUUUUGUCUUUCCUAACAGUUACUGUGACUUGAGUUUUUUAGGGAGAGAAUGCUGACAAAAGGACUUUUUUUCGCUUUGUUGGAAGCGAGCCUUUGAAAAAUGUAAUGUUCAAAGCUGAAUUUUGGCGACUUUUAGAGGUUUUUAUCUAGGCCCUGUUUAACAAGCAGAAUGUUUUUUUUUUUGAUAUGGAAUCUGAAAAAAUCUUUGAAAACUCCGAACCUAGUUCUGAUCUAAAAUUCUCUCAGGACGGAAGAAGAAGGGAUCAAACUGCGCGAAGUGGUGCUCAAGUGCUUCCCGGAGAUGGCGCCGGCGAUGAAAGGCGAGAGAACUCAGAUGCGGCUGGCCGACGUCGACGCCGCCUACCAACUCAACGCCAACUGCGACGACGACGCGUCGCCAGUCAAGCAGGAGGAGGAAGAAGAGGAGGAAGAAUAG